UCAAAAGUUUACGUUUCCAUAUUUACUUCUUUCAAUGAGUACUUUUGCUUCAUCUCUCUGAUUACUCCAAAACCGAAGCAGCAGACUUCCCGUGGCCUUCACGUUACAUGUUGUUGCAGAUUAAUCAGAAGAAAAAAUGGAUCCAAUUGCUACGGUGAAAGAUGGAUUCAACCAAGUUGCUAAGAGACAAAAGCAUUACCACACCAUUUCCCAAGCCGUCACCGACGGAGCUUUUGAAGGAUUCGUAGAGUCACUGGUUCAGAUCCUAACCAAGAACGACCCCAAAACGGUUCUCACCGAGCUGAAGCUCAAGCUCGACUCUCUUUUACCGAUCAACCAUCUCCAAGAAUCACAAAAGGAAACGAACACUAGUCUCACCAAGUUCGAGAAAGUUCUCGGAAAAUCUGAUAUGUUUCCAGCCUCCAGAAGCAUUGAUUUGGAUCACCAGCUAGUGGAUAAGAUGCUUGUUGAGUACUUUUACCGACAAGGGUUGUUCGAAGUUGGAGAGCUUCUUAUUAAAGAAGCUGAAGUAGAAGUAGAUGAUCAACUAAGUGAGGCUAUAGCUAGGUCUCUCGAGAUCCGCCGAGUAACCGAGCCGCUGAAGGAGAAAGACACUGAGCCUGCGAUGAGAUGGAUCUCUGAGAACAGAGAAAAUCUGAAGGAAGAAGCUUCAAAACUGGAGAUGGAACUCGUAAGUCUAAAGUACUGGGAGAUGUUAAGACAAAGGAAACGUUCAGAGGCUUUAAGGUUUGCAAGAGCUCAUUUCCCAAAGUUCGCUUCACUCCACAGUGUAAAGAUACGUAAGCUUAUAGUCGCUCUCUUAUGGGUUAGAGAUCUUGAGAACUAUCCUCACUCAGAGGAGCUGUUUCCAUUGGGUUGGGACAAGGCAAGCAGAGAGCUGACCAAGCAAUACUACAAUCUCCAUGGCCAACCAUCUAGUUCUUUGUUGGCAGUGGCGUUAUCAGCUGGUGUAGAGAGCUUACCGAGGCUUUUGAAGCUGGUCCGUGUGAUGGGUUUGGAGAAUGAAGAGUGGGGAGAGAUGAAACAGCUUCCGGUUGAUCUUGAGUUGGGUGAUGAGUUUCGGUUUCACUCGGUUUUUGUAUGUCCGGUUAGUAGAGAGCAGAGUGAUGAAUACAACCCGCCGAUGAUGAUGCCUUGUCGUCAUGUUCUUUGCAAGGAAACGAUCUUGAGACUCUGCAAGUGCUGUAGUACUCGUAGAUUCAAAUGCCCUUAUUGUCCUGCAUACACCACAGCUGCUGCAUGCAGACAGUUAUACAUUUGAGAGAGAGUUUGGUCUUGUGUCAGCUCAAUAAGUUAUAAGUGACAAAUACAUUUGUUUUCUACUUAGAAAGCUUUCUUUCUUCUUUAGUCUCUAGUGAAACUAGUUCACAAGAUAUGGAUUGUGUAUCUUGGUAGCUAAGUUAGGGCAAUAAUUGGUUUUUUUAUCA
Molecule: messenger RNA, 1448 nt
Organism: Brassica oleracea var. oleracea
Lineage: Eukaryota; Viridiplantae; Streptophyta; Magnoliopsida; Brassicales; Brassicaceae
Product: lisH domain-containing protein C29A3.03c
Exons: 2
Coding region: 137-1282 (381 amino acids)
Biological process (GO): proteasome-mediated ubiquitin-dependent protein catabolic process
Cellular component (GO): nucleus; GID complex; cytoplasm
Molecular function (GO): protein binding; ubiquitin protein ligase activity
Source: RefSeq, a predicted model, not a curated record